CAGCCACGUAGAUACAAUGGCGUCGGUCUGUUAAGAUCACUGCUGCUGAAGUGCAUUGGCACGAUUUUGGAAUCAAUUAAUUCGUUUGUUAUGCUUCUUCUGCGGUCAAACUUCUUAAUUUUUCUUUUCAUCUUCUCACAAUGUGUGCUAAUUAGCAGCAAUGAAAUCAUUUGCGAAUUAGCAGCCUUCUUAGAAGAUACGAAUGAAAGCAAUCCCCAUAAAAUAGACUCAGGGCAGAUAAAAGGAAAGAUCGAGAGCUGUGAUGAUGAGAAUGAACAGAAGUGCAAGCAGAUGGUAGAACUGGAGGCAUCUGUAGGAACAAGUGGUGGAAAUUUCACUCUCUCUAUAGAUGACAGAGAAGGUUAUACUGUAGGAGAUAUUUUGUGCGAUAAAGCGGAUCAUAUAGAAGAAAAUGUACGCAAUAAAAUAGUUCGGAUUUAUUACAAAUUUUGUGCUUCUGAGUGGAAAAAAUCGGACUUCAAAAUGCCUGAGCCAUUAUGUUGCGAAGACGGUCUUUAUGUUCCUUGUAAAAAUUUCUAUCAUGAUCAUUCUCUAUAAAUACUAAGUUUGUAAAUAAAACAAUUUUUAAGUAAAAUA
This is a messenger RNA of Stegodyphus dumicola, 597 nucleotides long. RefSeq lists its product as uncharacterized. NCBI's taxonomy places the organism in Eukaryota, Metazoa, Arthropoda, Arachnida, Araneae, Eresidae. The record is from RefSeq and is a predicted model, not a curated record.